Molecule: messenger RNA, 2994 nt
Organism: Grosmannia clavigera kw1407
Lineage: Eukaryota; Fungi; Ascomycota; Sordariomycetes; Ophiostomatales; Ophiostomataceae
Exons: 2
Coding region: 1-2994 (997 amino acids)
Source: RefSeq, a predicted model, not a curated record
AUGCAGCCGACUCUCCGGGAGCUGUUCAAUUCGCACGCCACUGAGCCACCUGGCCAAGCCUCGAUGACCAGCCAGACGAACAGCCGCCUGCCUUCAAUGUAUCGGCCACAGCAGCAACAUCACCCGUUCGAGACGCACCCGUCACCACAAGCAAACAGUGGAGCCUCUGAUGUUUUGCGGCUGCCGCAGAUCAACAUGCUCAAGGAGCCACCGGCACCGCUGUCUACGGCCGUGCGGACGCCCGUGGCCUUUUCCGGUUUCCGCCACGAGAACAGAGAGCGGCGGCUAGCCGGUGGUAGCGACGAGUCGUCGGGUGCCGGCCGAAGCACUGGCCGUGGAAGAGGUGCUGCAAGUGAACGGCGAGCCGGCUCCAAUUCAUCGCAAACGGCCACAACAAGCAGCAGCUCGUCGUCCCGGUCGUCUGGCCACACGCCCGAGUCCAUUGCCGCCCACACGGCCGCAGCCCAGCGAUCGGUGGCCAACUCUGGCCAACCCAAGUUUGUGCACUCGCCCACAAGAAGCGGCGGGCGGCUCCGGUCGUCGCUUUCGUCGGCACAGAGCAGCAGCCGGAUGCAGUUCAAGAAGACGGCCGCCCAUCGCAAGACGGCUUCGUCUGUCGCUGCAGCCAAGGCAGCCGCGGCCAAGGCCGAGAUGCUGUCCAAUGUGUCGUACACCAUCGACAAGGCCGACGGCACAUCCAUGACGUUUUCGCGCCGCAACGUCUUUGAGACUUUUGACAUCUCACCGGCUGCGCUGCAGGCCAACGCGACCGCCAUGGUAGCGUCUUCUUCGUCGUCUUCACGGCCUAGGCUGGUCGGGAACCACGCCGUCUUCCGCGCUUCACCACCACAGCCAUCGGCUGCGUUUUCGCGCGCCCAAACGGCCAUGGGAUACGGCGGUGCUACAAUGCAGUCGCCUCCUACGUCCCGUGCUGUCCAGGCUCUUCCGCCCCUCUCUGCCGUUCAGCCGAGACUACGGUCGGUGGUGCCGCUGCCGUCAGCGUCUCAAUUACAGGCACAGCAGCCGCCGUCGGACGACGAGUCGUUGGUGCUGCCACCCAUCACCAACCACGGGUCCAUCCUGGCGGACACUCCGCGCUUUCUGACGCUACAGCCGUCCAACCAGGUUGGUCCGGUCCAGUCGCUGGGCCGCUCGUCACAGGUGGCGCGGCCGGUCAAUGUCGUGUUUCCGCUCGUGGUGCCCUCGCGGAGCCCAGAACCUGGCUCUGGCUCUGGCUCUGGCUGGGCUCAGUCGUCCCAACGGCUUAAUCAUCACGACGUGUACCAGUCUGAGGCCGCGCUCGAGAUCGUUCCGCUGGAUCGCCGCGGGUCGGUCAACCUGAUGACGGUACCGGCUGGCAUCAGGGCGCUCGAGCAGGACGGCGGAGAGGCCAAGCGGUUUCUGCUGCCGGACCACGAGCCACGCCUCAAGCCGCAUCCGGGCCGGUCGUCGUACGGCUUCCAAAUGGAGACGUUUCAGCGGACAUCACGGAAGCAGUACCAGCAGCAGCGACAUCGCAUGCAUCAGCAGCGGUACCGCCAGCGGCAGCAGCUGCAGCAGCAGCAGAAGCGUCUACAACAGGUGCAGCGGCACCAGGAGGAGCAGAAGCGUUUGCGCGAGGAACAAGAGCAGCCGGAGGAGCAGGAGCAAUACGAGUUGGCGGCACCGGUGACACAGCCACAAGGCUCUCAGCCACAUCAGCCUCAGUCGCGGCUGCAAUACUCUGAAGGCGUCUUUGUGCGCUCGGCCCUGCCACCGCAGGUCCUCGGCGGCGAGGUUGCGCUCGAUGACAUGCCUCAGGUGCACAUCGUGCGUGUAGGCACGGUCCAUCCGCCUUUUGAGCCGUUGCAGCCGCCGGUGCGUGGAAACAUCCCCGGCUUCCUGCUGCUGCCGUCCAAGAAAGACGGCACCGGCUGGCUGCAGAAGAGCGCGACGGCCAGCUAUAAAUGCUCCACGGCGGCCGAAGACGGCCAUCAGGAGAGACAGGAGCGCACAUACGUUCUCGUCAGUGCAGCAGAAGCCCUCCGGCUCAACGAGGAGCUGGCUGCGGCUGUUGGCAGCAGCAGCAGCAGCAACAGCUCGCUCAUCGAGACACUCCGCAGCAUCGUUCCUCACAGCGGUGUCACGGGCAGCGGAGACGAGGCGCUCACGCGGAUGGCCCUGCAGGCUAUGCAGAAGAUGGCGGGUGCGUCGCUGUCGCCGUCGGCCUCGACCCUGCCAAACGAGUACGACGAGGAGAUCACUGGUCGGUCCAUCACCCUGGCCAUCUGCAUCCUCGUCCAGCAGCAGCAGCCGGGUGCACAACACGCACUGGACCUGCGUGAGAUCCACUGCACCAUCAGCAGCGACGGUGCAGCUCCCCCGUCUAUUUCGUCCUUCUUGUCGUCUGCCUCACCUUCCUCUUCACCAACGUCCGCCUUCGCCAGCACGACAUCCCCUCUUUUUCCGCACGGCCUCGCCAGCCGUGUCAUGAUCCCCAACGUCGUGGGUCGCCGGCUGUCAGCCUCUGUGGCCGGCACCUCGCCCUCGACGGUCCUCUCGGGCCAGCUGGAGCCGGGCGAGAAGCUCGAGAUCCCACGGCUUACCAUCAUCCUCAGCGACCACUGGUCCAGCUGGACGGUGUCCUGCUCGGUCGUGUCGGCGACCAAGGUUCAGAAUUGCCUAGCCGCACCCGAGGUCCGCGACCACCUGCAGCCGGACCACUACGACGGCCGGAUCUUGCCGACGGCCAGCCUCAGGAUCGUUCAGCGCGGCAUCUGUCGCCAUCGCCACGUCGCGGCCACCACGUCAAUCCACCACCGGAUCGUCAUGACGCGCGUGUCUCGCGGCAUGCAGGACAAUCAGGUUGUUGAGGAGCGGGUCUUCUUCCUGGCCGGUGCGGUGGACGGAGACGGAGACGGCAGGACGCCGGGCAAGGAUGCAGACGGCAGCCUGUGCGUGCUCGCCGUCUUCUCCACGGCCUACUUUCUACAGGUCGGCCGGCGCAACGAAUAG